Molecule: messenger RNA, 3120 nt
Organism: Nymphaea colorata (pocket water lily)
Lineage: Eukaryota; Viridiplantae; Streptophyta; Magnoliopsida; Nymphaeales; Nymphaeaceae
Product: protein DEFECTIVE IN EXINE FORMATION 1
Exons: 13
Coding region: 213-2747 (844 amino acids)
Molecular function (GO): protein binding
Source: RefSeq, a predicted model, not a curated record
GGUCAGGGGCAUGUCUUCCGCCGUCUCCUCCGACCCGCGAGCACGGUCUGGUCGACCCUCCUCUCUCCCUUCUCGCGGCGUACGGAUCCCGGCGCGGUUCCGAUAACUUCCGCCGUUUGAUCCCGAGUCUGUUCACUUCUUCCGCUUUUCCCGAUCUCAUCUAUUAGCCGGCGGAAUCGAAGGAGUGCGGCUUCGUAGGUGAAGGGACUCUAAUGAGGUUUAGCGGAAGAAUUUUUAUCUCUUUGUUUCUCGUGAUCGGCUCUUCGAUCCUAAUCUCCGGAUCUUCGCCGGAUGGUGCGACGAAGAACAAAUUCCGGGAGCGGGAGGCUACGGAUGAUUCGCUCAGCUACCCUAACCUUGAUGAGGAUUCUUUGUUGAACUCUAAAUGUCCUCACAAUAUCGAACUAAGAUGGCAGACGGAGGUUAGCUCCAGCAUCUACGCUACCCCUUUGAUUGCCGAUAUCAAUAAUGACGGAAGGCUAGAAGUUGUGGUGCCAUCAUUUGUUCAUUACCUGGAGGUGUUGGAAGGGUCAGAUGGAGAUAAAAUUCCAGGCUUCCCUGCAUUCCAUCAAUCAUAUGUCCAUUCUAGUCCUCUUCUGUUUGAUAUUGACAAGGAUGGUGUAAGAGAGAUAGCUUUACCUACAUAUAAUGGUGAAGUGCUUUUCUUCAGGGUUUCUGGUUACAUGAUGUCUGAGAAAUUGGUUAUACCUCGAAGAAAAGUGCGUAAAGAUUGGUAUGUGGGCUUAGACCCAGAGACUGUUGAUCGUUCUCAUCCAGAUGUCCAUGAUGAUUCUCUCAUGAAACAGCACACUGAUACAAAUUCUUCAAGUUCAAGUUCCACUGUAUCAAAUGGAUCUGUUACUGCAACAGCAGAAGGCAACCAUGUUGCCCUCAAUAGUUCGACUGUAAAUGAGGGCAAGAAGAAUAUUACUCAGCUGGGAGAAAAUAUUGAGUUGCCAAAAAUGGACAAUACAAGUCUUAGUGCUGGUUCUGAAAAUAAUAGCAAGGCAGAUGGUGUAACACAAUCUCUGAGGCGUCUACUUGAAGACACGGAAUCAAAAGGAUCUGGGGUUGAUAAUUCUAAAUCCAAUGAUAAUGCCCAUGCUGAUAUUGGGGCAAAAAAAUUCAUUGUACAGAACAAUGGAAAUCUGGAAGAAGAUGCUGAUUCCUCUUUUGAUUUAUUCCGAGAAGGUGAUGGAGAGAUGGCUGAUGAGUAUAAUUAUGACUAUGAUGAUUAUGCUGAUGAGUCCAUGUGGGGUACAGAGGAAUGGACAGAGGAGAAGCAUGAAAAACAAAAAAACUUUGUGGAGAUUGACUCUCAUGUUUUGUGCACCCCAGUUAUAGCAGACAUCGAUGGUGAUGGAGUAUCUGAAAUGGUUGUUGCAGUAUCAUACUUCUUUGAUCAUGAGUACUAUAGCAACCAGGAGCAUUUAUCAGAAUUAGGCAACUUAGAUAUUACAAAAUAUGUGGCAGCUUCAAUUGUUGUUUUUGAUCUUGACACAAAGCAAAUUAAGUGGACGACAGAAUUGGAUUUGAGCACAGAUACUUCAUCUUAUCGUUCCUAUAUAUAUUCUUCUCCUUCUGUCAUUGAUUUGGAUGGUGACGGAAACAUGGACAUUCUCGUGGGAACCUCAUAUGGGUACUUCUAUGUUAUUGAUCAUAAAGGAAAAGUAAGAGAAAAAUUUCCUCUUCAGAUGGCUGAGAUUCAAGGGGCAGUAAUAGCUGCUGAUAUCAAUGAUGAUGGUAAAGUUGAACUUGUAACGACUGAUACUCAUGGAAAUGUUGCUGCCUGGUCUGCCAAAGGUGAUGAACUAUGGGAAGUUCAUCUGAAAAGUCUCAUCCCACAGGGCCCUACAGUCGGUGAUGUUGAUGGAGAUGGGAGGACAGAGGUUGUGGUUCCCACAGUCUCGGGGAAUAUCUUUGUUCUUAGUGGAAGAGAUGGAUCUCGAGUCCAUCCAUUCCCAUAUCGUACUCAUGGGAGAGUUAUGAAUCAAGUUCUUUUGCUUGAUCUUAGCAAACGUGGAGAAAAGCAGAAGGGUUUGACUCUUGUAACAACUUCUUUUGAUGGCUAUCUUUAUCUCAUUGAUGGUUCCACUGGAUGUGCAGAUGUUGUUGACAUUGGUGAAACCUCAUACAGCAUGGUUCUAGCAGACAAUGUUGAUGGUGGAGACGACCUUGACCUUGUUGUUACAACCAUGAAUGGCAACGUUUUUUGCUUUUCAACUCCAUCUCCUCAUCAUCCUUUAAAGUCUUGGACAUCCAUCAAUCAAGGGAGAAAUAAUGUUGCAGCACGAUAUAACCGUGAAGGAAUUUAUAUCAGACCAUCAUCAAGAACUUUUAGGGACGAAGAAGGCAGCAGUUUCUGGGUUGAGGUGGAGAUAGUGGACCAGUAUAGAUAUACAGGCUCUCAUGGGCCUUAUAAUGUCACUACGACUUUGUUAGUUCCUGGGAAUUACCAAGGUCCAAGAAAGAUUACCCACAACCAAAUUUUUAAUCAGCCUGGUAAACAGAGGAUCAAGCUUCCAACAGUAAAUGUUCGGACAACAGGAACUGUGUUAGUUGAGAUGGUCAAUAAGAAUGGGCUUUACUUCUCAGACGAGUUCUCUCUUACUUUUCACAUGCACUACUACAAACUGCUGAAAUGGAUGCUUGUUCUCCCAAUGUUAGGAAUGUUUGGUGUGCUUGUCAUACUACGCCCGCAGGAAGGCACGGCAUUACCUUCCUUCUCUAGGAACACUGACCUCUGAACUGAACACUUUGUUUUUGAGUUAAUUUUUGUAAUUUCACUUUUUUGUCGGAGUGGCUGCUUUUCAUUGAUCCAUGAAGGAAUGUGGCCCUUUAAAUCCCAUUUUACUGGGCAAAUGCAGAGGCUGGUGCUUCACUCAAUCCCUGUCUAGCUUAUGCAGUCUUCAACGGGUCGGGGCCUAGCUUCUCCAAUUGAAAUUGAUCAGAUUCUGUGUGCCGACUUGCCGACUUCUAUAUUGUAACAUGGCAGAUAGGUUUCUCAGUUAUGGUUUGAAAAGCACAUAUGAAUCCUCAUAGAUACACGUUCCUGUCUCUUGUAAACAAAAACUUCAUCCUUGCAAGGUUAGACGUAGUUACAUCAAGUUGAUUUGUUCA